Messenger RNA from Plasmodium knowlesi strain H, 360 nucleotides. RefSeq names its product prefoldin subunit 6, putative. Lineage: Eukaryota; Apicomplexa; Aconoidasida; Haemosporida; Plasmodiidae. Gene Ontology annotation, biological process: chaperone-mediated protein complex assembly; protein folding. The transcript has 5 exons. The coding region runs from base 1 to 360 and encodes 119 amino acids. The record is from RefSeq and is a predicted model, not a curated record. Gene Ontology annotation, cellular component: prefoldin complex; cytoplasm. Gene Ontology annotation, molecular function: protein-folding chaperone binding.
AUGUCGCAAGAUAAAGUGACAAAAAUAGUGAAGGAGAUAAACACCUUGAAGACAAGCUGCGAGAAGCUGAACGCCCAGCUGGAGGAACUGAUAACGCAGAAGGUGGAGAAUGAAAUUCUCCUGGAGGAGGUUAAAAACUUGGAGGACGAUGCCGUGUUGCACAAGAUGGUCGGUCUGAUUUUAGUUCGCGAGGAAAAAAAUAAAUGUUUCGACACCAUCACUAGGAGGAUUCACUACAUCACGGGGGAAAUCGAAAGCAGGAAGAAGGUCAUCACCAACUCGGAGGAGAAACUGAAGAAGCUCUUUAGCGACCUCGAAGUGCACACGAACCAAAGAAAAGUAGCCAUCCCGCAGUCAUAA